Messenger RNA from Daucus carota subsp. sativus, 606 nucleotides. RefSeq lists its product as uncharacterized. The coding region runs from base 96 to 419 and encodes 107 amino acids. The record is from RefSeq and is a predicted model, not a curated record. NCBI's taxonomy places the organism in Eukaryota, Viridiplantae, Streptophyta, Magnoliopsida, Apiales, Apiaceae. The transcript has 3 exons.
AUUCUCACCAUCAAAAAUUUAUCAUACUCAACAAAAAUCUAGCUGCUUCCUAGUUCUUUUCUUGGUGAUCAUAUAAAUUCUCAGCAACUCAAGUGAUGAAGAACGUUUCUUUGUUUAUAUCUGUUCUGCUUUUGACAACUCUCCUGCAUGAAGCUCAAGGUAUAAAAAGCAGAAAAUUACUUGUUACAAAAACAAGCGGCUCAGCUUCUCCUCCUUCAAAGAAUCAUACGAAAAUUGAAGGAAAUGCAAGCCAAGGUAAAGACAACGGCCAAGUGAACAAGAACCAAGAAAACUUCUCAGUGAAGUCAUCACCAGUUGUAGAGCAACCAGAGGCUGCUCCGAAACACUAUCCAGAUGUGGUGGACCUUGCAGGGAUGGAUUACUCUCCGGCACGAAGGAAAUCUCCGAUACACAAUUGAUCUGAGUUUAUUUAUACAUCAUACAUACUACUCCAGCUGUUAGAGAUGAAGCUGAAAAAUAUACUAGUUAGUAGUCUGCAGAAAUCAUGCAUCAAGUUAGGGUUAGGAAGGUUUUGUAUAUUAUAGCAUUCUGUUUUAAUAUUGUAGUGAUUUACUUGGCUACUUAAUUGAUACUAUUUGAUAUCUA